Messenger RNA from Melampsora larici-populina 98AG31, 933 nucleotides. RefSeq lists its product as uncharacterized. Lineage: Eukaryota; Fungi; Basidiomycota; Pucciniomycetes; Pucciniales; Melampsoraceae. The transcript is spliced from 3 exons. Bases 1 to 933 code for a protein of 310 amino acids. The record is from RefSeq and is a predicted model, not a curated record.
AUGUAUGUUCGGGGUGAAAGAUGCCUAAGAUACUCAAUUUAUCAACUUCGUCAAAUGAUCAUUCCAUAUCAAGAUCCAUGGUUUCAGUACUACUACUCAGUUCUGGCUCAGGAUGCAAUCGAAAAUGAUAUGAUCGAUGGUAGACCUUCAUACCCGAUGGGUGGAAACCCGCCUCUGCCAGAGGCUUCAAUGCAUGGAACUCUUCCGUGGAUUAUGCCAGAGCCAGUCGAACGGACACUGAGGAAAAUCGACGAGUGGAGGAGGAGAAAAGAUCAAGAAGAAGCCGUAGGAGAUAUGAUGUUGAACACCACUCAAAUCGACUCAACUUCCUCACACUCCUCCGGUUCUAUAUCUCCAUCAAGAUUUCAGAAGACAAAAGCUUCAAGUUCCAGAAAAGUUUCUCAUGUUAGGAAAGCGAUCAACGAAACCGUUCACGAAUACCGAGAGGAGGAGAAGAGCUUAUAUGAAAUCACAUCAACUGAAUAUUCUGACGAUACACAUGUGCUUCAAUGUGAUCCCGAAAUUAAAGAAUCAAAGUUGAUAUUGAAGAAUAUCAGCAAAAAAAUCAACAUUGCAUAUUCAAUUGAAUGGAGAAGAGUCGCCUCCGCUUACCGUGAAGCUUUGCAAUUAGACAUUCCCUGUACUAGUAGUCAUGAUUCCCUCAAGAAAUAUUUUCAACACCUCAAGGAAUUGAAAAUCAUGUAUGACUCAUGGGGUGAAUGGUACCAUAUCAUAUGGUAUGAUGAGGCUUUGCGUCGCGAGUUUUUUAACAGCCCUCAUUUGCCAUUCGAUGAUUUUGACUCAAGUGAGCUUCUAUAUAUCAAGAACUGGAAACCAGGUCACCCUAUUAACGCGAGAGCGAGAACAUCAAGUUUAGUACAACAGAGUAAAUUGAAAUACACUCCACCAUCAAAGAGAAUUCGUCAAGUAUAA